Clarias gariepinus (North African catfish) is the source of this 1157-nucleotide messenger RNA. RefSeq lists its product as uncharacterized. Lineage: Eukaryota; Metazoa; Chordata; Actinopteri; Siluriformes; Clariidae. The transcript has 6 exons. Bases 63 to 677 code for a protein of 204 amino acids. The record is from RefSeq and is a predicted model, not a curated record.
GCUUGCCUGAAGUUCUGGGUUCCUUCGUCUCUUUAUCUGGUCAUUAACAUUUAUAUUUUUGGAUGAUGGAAAUGCAGCAGAAACAUUCCAGAUCACUAAAUGUGUAUGAUAAUUCAGAGGAACUGCCAAAAACUGAAGACAUAUAUCAGUCUCUGCAACAAUUACCAACAGUAGCUGCAAGAAAGGCUUCAGGAAAGAAGAUUAUUGUUCUACUAUUGUUCAUCAUAAAUAUCCUCUUACUGGUCACCAUCCUUUUGGUCACUGGGAUACAUUACUAUCACUUUAGACAAAGUCAUACAGAAGUACUGACCAACCAGAAGUCUACCCUAGACAUGUGGCAUCUCCAUGCUGAAAAGUUCUAUUUGUUCUGGAGUAACCCAGGUGACUGUCACACAGCUAAAAGGUUUUGUGCUCAGAGGACGGCCGACCUCGCAACUGUAACAAAAUCCAACAUGGACUGGCUGCAAUCACGGAUCAAUGGAAAGCUCAUGCUGGUGAAAAUGAGCCAGUUCCAUAGUUCUGGAGAUGGUUUCAAAAACUUAAAGGAUUAUGAUAUGGAGGAUGAUCAGGAUGAGGAGGAAGAAACGUCUGAAUGUGAGCCCUUGGGUGCAACAGCUGACCUCAGUGGAAAGGUUGAAGGAUGGAUUUGUGAGAAAGCAGCCCAGAGGUUGAAUUAAACACCACACAACCAAAACCACAUUGAAGUUUUGGAUUUUGGUGCUUCUUAGAAAUUGGAGUCCCAUUGCUUAAGAUCUCUCCAGUGUGCACAGACAAGAGAGCAAAAUAGUAAAUUAUUGAAAAACAUUCAUAAAACGUUUUUUUUAAUUAAUCUACUGAAACUUUAAAAUUAAAUGUGACAUAUUAAAAUAAUAAUAAUAAUAACAAUAAUAAUAAUAAUAAUAAUCAUUUUUAGCAAAUAAAUAAAUCAGUCAUGUCUGAUAAAUGUUUAUUGAUAUGUGUGUUUGAUACAGUAUGUUUGGUGCAUGAAUUUUUAAUAAAAUCUUCAACCUAAAAUUACAAAACAAAAUAGCUAUACAUGUUUUUGGUUGAUAAUGGAAUUGUAAUGUGUGAUCACAAAAUGACCUGAUCACAUUUUUAAUUUGUAUAAUUACAAGAUGUCAUAUAUGUAUAAUUAUGAACUACAGGAAAAGUUGAUG